GUAACAGGGCAGAAGAUGUGCAUGUAUUCCUUCUCCCUGUUCGCGGAUGGCAUCUAUCUAAUGCUGGAGACGGGAUGCGUGUCUCUGCCGAUGGCAGUUAGUGAGUUGCUGCCGUUUGUCGACGAUCUUGAGCAUUUAUUGGGAUUCCGGGAACUCUGCUCCGAUAUUGCCGAUCGCCUGUCUGGGAAGAGUGUGGCAAACGACGACCAAAGCCAAGCAAAGCACCUCCGGAAGACUCUGACGACGCCGCAGUUUCGGCAGGUGGUCGAUAACACCAAAUCCCGGAGGAGAAAGUCCAGCAUUCGGCAUGAUUAA
Paraglomus brasilianum is the source of this 315-nucleotide messenger RNA. NCBI's taxonomy places the organism in Eukaryota, Fungi, Glomeromycota, Glomeromycetes, Paraglomerales, Paraglomeraceae. The record is from the annotation of a GenBank genome assembly.